CGUGGGUGUGAAUGAGCGCCCUGCGGGGAGGCCGGCCGCCGGGGGAGCUAGAUUCAGGCACAUGCAAUGUGCAUGUGCAUGGAAUCUCUGGUCCCUUCCGCAAGGUUUUGCUGCCCACAUCAGAAUUGCGCAUGCCCAUUGCGGCAUGAUUGCCCACUCAAGUUCAGCGAGAGCACAUCCCUGUGAGCCCUGCUGAUCCGCUGUCGAUCAGUUUGAUUCAGCUCACGGGCAAGCAAUAGCUUGCAGAGGAAUGCUCCUCAAGGCGGAUGCGAACCAUACCAUUGUGUGAGAAGGGUGGGCGACGGAAGGUCGUCGAUGGAGGGCAGAUGGAGUGACAUUGCACGCUCACGCUACGCACCUGGAGCGGCUGACAACUGGGCUCUCAGGCCAAGUCACUACUGGAAAGAGGCCAUGUCAAUUCCCUGGGUAGCAAAGCAUACGCUUCUGAUCGCACGCUUGGUUGCAGUGCAAACUCAUCAUCCUCACCAGCCCCAUCAAAACUUCCAGCAGAAUGCCACUCGCGAGGUUCGCAAUCAUGGUCAUGGCCCAUUUCAAGCACUUGCUGUUCAGGCGGCUGAGGCUGCUGCUGGCUUUUCAAAGCUUCCUUGGGCAGAGAUGAGCAGUGUCAAGAAAGGGGUGUCAGCGGCCCUGGCAUGUCUGGCAGUGGUUGUUCCGAUGGGAGAUCUGAGGGUUUUGGAAAGUGACGUCCAGGAGGCUCUCAGUUGUCUCGCCUCAGAAAAGGGCCUGACAGCUACGGCAGAGGGAAAAGUGGUCGAGCCAAUGACAAAGCUUGAGUUUGAGUCUGUUAUUUGCGAUGGGAGUGGUGCCGACUGCAAGAUAUUGCUUGGAGUCGGCCAUCGCAGCAAGAGUCUCCUGAGGAUGAAGAACCUGAGGAUAUAUGCAUUUGGCUUAUAUGCUGACCCAAACCUGAUCCGCUCUCAAUUUGGUUCCAAGUAUAAGGGAGUAUCUCCAGAGGACUUGAGGAACAACCCGCAAUUCUACCAAGAUGUGUUGACGCACGAGUGCGAUCUGACCGUUCGGUUGAUCGUGCACUUCAAGGGCUUGACCAUGGACAAAGUGAAGGAGGCGUUCGAAGGCUCUUUGAAGAGGCGCCUUUUCAAGAUUACUGGCCGGGAGGAUCAUGAAGAGUUGGUCAAGUUCUCAAGUUACUUCAACAAGCCCAUGAAAAUCAAGAGGGGAACAACGAUCGACUUUCGAUGGCAUCCUGGGGGCAAGCUCUCCACCAGAAUUGCAGGGAAACAGAUUGGCGUCAUCGAGAGUGGGGUGUUCUGCAAGGCUUUCUUUGAUAUGUACGUAGGAGAUCCGCCUGUGCUGCAGUCCGCAAAGGAGGAAUUUGGUGCCAAUCUAGCUCGAGUUCUGUCUUGUUAACGAUGCAAGUUUACUGCCACCAAGGAGCGCCUUCUGGUAGUACGGUUUACCCUCGAGUACAUAUUGCAAGAGCGCGGAUCUUAAGGAACGACAAUGCGAGAGCGCAGGCCGGAUCAGAUAUCACAGAGAUUUUGGCAAACGGGCAGAGAAGCUCGUCAGGGGCGGCACCGACGCAAGCGUUCCAAGCUGUACAUUGAACAAUGUUCUGCGCAGCAGAAGUCCAUGCAUUCAACCCCACAAGCAACCUAUGGUGGGUAUCGGCGGUCUCGAUCGCGCGACGAUCCGGU
Molecule: messenger RNA, 1676 nt
Organism: Klebsormidium nitens
Lineage: Eukaryota; Viridiplantae; Streptophyta; Klebsormidiophyceae; Klebsormidiales; Klebsormidiaceae
Source: the annotation of a GenBank genome assembly